Molecule: messenger RNA, 2764 nt
Organism: Varanus komodoensis (Komodo dragon)
Lineage: Eukaryota; Metazoa; Chordata; Lepidosauria; Squamata; Varanidae
Gene: SEH1L
Product: SEH1 like nucleoporin
Exons: 9
Coding region: 192-1277 (361 amino acids)
Biological process (GO): cellular response to amino acid starvation; positive regulation of TORC1 signaling
Cellular component (GO): Seh1-associated complex; nuclear pore outer ring
Molecular function (GO): structural molecule activity; protein binding
Source: RefSeq, a predicted model, not a curated record
GCGCAGGCGUCGCCUCUUUCUCCUCCCCGCCGAGGCCUGGCGGUGCACGCAAUUCAACUGAGCCGAGCGCGCCUACUGAAGGCGCGUGAGAAAUCGGUUGUCCUCGGGACGAGAAGCCGCUGCUCUUCCUGCGGCGGCGGCUGCCCUACCUACCGAAACGCUCUCGGCCGACAGGAGGGGGGUCCGCCGGGAUGUUUGUGGCGCGCAGCAUCGCGGCCGAUCACCGCGACCUCAUCCACGAUGUUUCCUUCGACUUCCACGGGCGGCGCAUGGCGACCUGCUCUAGCGACCAGAGUGUCAAGGUUUGGGACAAAGGUGAAAAUGGAGAGUGGCAUUGUACUGCCAGCUGGAAGACGCAUAGUGGAUCUGUGUGGCGUGUGACAUGGGCACAUCCAGAGUUUGGACAAGUCUUGGCUUCCUGCUCUUUUGACAGAACAGCUGCUGUCUGGGAAGAAAUAGUAGGGGAAUCAAAUGAUAAACUUCGAGGACAGAGUCAUUGGGUAAAGAGGACUACUCUGGUUGACAGUAGGACAUCAGUUACAGAUGUAAAGUUUGCUCCUAAGCAUAUGGGUCUUAUGCUGGCGACAUGUUCAGCGGAUGGAGUUGUUCGGAUAUAUGAAGCGCCUGAUGUAAUGAAUCUUAGUCAAUGGUCACUUCAGCAUGAAAUCUCAUGUAAACUGAGUUGCAGUUGUAUUUCCUGGAAUCCUUCAAGCUCUCGUGCUCAUGCUCCUAUGAUAGCUGUAGGGAGUGAUGACAACAGUCCAAAUAUACUAGCAAAGGUGCAGAUUUAUGAAUACAAUGAAAAUACCAGGAAGUAUGCAAAAGCAGAAACACUUAUGACAGUCACAGACCCUGUACAUGAUAUUGCCUUUGCGCCAAAUCUGGGAAGGUCCUUCCAUAUACUGGCAGUAGCUACCAAAGAUGUACGGAUUUUCACAUUAAAACCCCUGAGAAAAGAACUGACUACUUCAUCAGGAUUGACAAAAUUUGAGGUUCAGUUAGUAGCUCAAUUUGAUAAUCACAACUCCCAGGUCUGGCGUGUAAGCUGGAACAUUACAGGCACAGUUCUUGCAUCUUCAGGAGAUGAUGGGUGUGUAAGGCUCUGGAAAGCUAAUUACAUGGAUAACUGGAAAUGUACUGGAAUUCUGAAAGGUAAUGGGAGUCCAGUCAAUGCUAGCACCGCUCAGUCAGGAGUUUUUAAUACUCCUAUAGGCACAGGCAACACAAGUCUCCAGAACUCAGUCAAUGGAACGUCUGCUGGCAGAAAGCACAGCUGAUACCAAGCUAACUGGAGUAACUUUGCUGUUUUGCUGCUUGUUGCAUGCACACAGGAAUGGAAAGCGAACUCCUUUUUCCCCUCCCCAACGCCGUUUGAACUCUUCCCAAGACACCAGCAGUCUGCCUACUACUAAAAGCAAAACAAAAGCCUCUCUUAAAAAAAAAUGUUGUAUACCUACUCUACUAGCCAGCACAGUAUGAUCUUGUUGGAAUCUGAAAACAAUGUAACAGGAAGAGCCUUCUUAAAGAAGCAUUUCCGCACUCUACAAAACAAGUGUGGGAGACAGGGGGAAGUGCACUAGUGACAAGCAUUACUGUUCUUGCAGGUGUCAGGAGAGAAAAAUCUUAGGUGAAACUAUUUCACUUUUCAUUGAAAUUGUUUAAAUACUUGCUUUUCUUCUGUAUUUUAAAGUGUUCAGAUACAUACUUAACCAUUACGAUUUUGUUCAUAGAUUUGUAACACAUAAACAUAAGUAGUCUCAAACAAUGUUGGCAACAUUGUAAAUUGACAAGUACACAAUUCACAUCUGAAAUUGGUUGGUACUGCUUCACAGUUAAAUACUACUUCAAAAUAAAGGGGAAAAGCCCAUAAAAACAUUAAUGCCAUACUUUAGUUGUUUUAGUGAGAAUGAAUGUACCUGAUAGUUGCAUGUUCCUUUGGCAUGAUUCCAUGGAAUAACGAUUAAGCCUCCUUUUGGUCAAAAUAUGGGCUAAGCCAUCUCCAAAUGAAUGUUUGUCAUAUGGCAUUGACAAGUUGGUUUAAGAAUUAUUAUCUGUUGCAUUAAAGCUGCCUCAGGUUCUCUGUGGUACAAACAUACUGCUUUUGUACAGUGGAGUUACUGCCCAGGAUCAAACUGAAGCAGAGUCCUAUUGCAAAUAUUCAUCAGGACAUGACCAAAACAAAAAGCCUUUUACAUAGCGGCAUGUCAAUGUAACUCUAAAUAAGUCCUGUCUCAAAAUUGUACUAACUUGGCCAUUCUGUUCUGUAAAGUUGUCUACAUUUCCAAAGAUGAUAAAGAUUACAAAGUGGUGUCUUUAAUAUUACGGGUAAGUCAUAAAAUGUGACACGGAAUAGUCUGUUCAGUCUUUAAUUUACCUGAAGUCUUACCUGAUGUUUUUUCCAAAAAUAUGUAUAUAUGCACAUAGAUUGUAUUUGAGUGGAAGAGGAGUCACUUUUGUAUAUUGUGGAAAUCAAAACAAUUUGUUUUUACAUUUAUUCUAUAAAAUGUGCAGACAAGUUAAAGCUAAAUUGGAUGCAAAUGCACCUGCAUUAUUGUGUGCCUGUCUUUCUGCAAUUCUUACUAAAAGUUAGGAUAAUGAGUUGCAUGAUUGAGCGGAUGUGUUGAUAAGUAGGGACUCAUUUUAUUUACAGGUAAUUUAUUGUUUUAAAAUGUAUAUAAGGCAUAUUGUUCAUUAAGCCCUAUGGUUGUGUUUCUACCAAACAGUGUUUAAACCUUCGCAAUCAAUAUUAUUUUUUGUAAUUAGA